Molecule: messenger RNA, 396 nt
Organism: Mixia osmundae IAM 14324
Lineage: Eukaryota; Fungi; Basidiomycota; Mixiomycetes; Mixiales; Mixiaceae
Exons: 4
Coding region: 1-396 (131 amino acids)
Source: RefSeq, a predicted model, not a curated record
AUGCCCGAGAUCAAGCCGAGCCCUCGCCGGACUUGCGCUUGCGAGGCUGCGAAAGUCGUCAAUGAUGUCGCGCCUGAGAAGGAGCGAGGAAGCCAUCGACAAGCGCCGGUGACGCCAGUCAAGAUCCAAAGGGCAAGCAGGCCGCGUCGAGCCCCGAUCGCGCCUCGAGCGAUCUCGUUGCCGACCUCACAAGCCAUCCUGGUUGUGUGCCUUGACUGUCUCGCACCCCUUUUUCGGCGCGCGAGCCUGAAGAAGGCCGCUCGUGCCGGAGCCGACAGAUCCUCGAACGCUGCCGGACUACAAGGCCAUGAUGGUAUGUACGACGAGAUCGGUCCGCAGUUCCCGUGGCAUGGCAUGGACAAGACGGCACGAUCGGAUGGUAUUGACAACCUCUGA